AUGAAGACCGUUGGCCGCUUUUGGGUUGGUCGACCAGCCGUACGCUUCGAACCUAUUAGCGACGCUUCUGGUGUAUUCAAGCAGGCUAUGGCGCUGGCGGGAGCAACAACGAAUCUAGUAGACGGCCUGCAUCCUGGAGGCAAGCCUCCAGGUGCAAAGCAGUAUUCCGGAGUUCCGUUGUAUGUGGCCGCCGCAGGACAGCUGGUGACAGUUGUCAUCACGGGGUCGCUAUUUGUUAAGGUAGCGAGUGCCAUUGACAAUGCUGUUGAGGAUGUUGAGGAUAUUGCGGAUAUUGAGGAUAUUGAGGAUAUUGAGGAUGUGGACGAUGUAGACGAUGUAGACGAUGUAGACGAUGUAGACGAUGUAGACGAUGUAGACGAUGUAGACGAUGUAGACGAUGUAGACGAUGUAGACGAUGUAGACGAUGUAGACGAUGUAGACGAUGUAGACGAUGUAGACGAUGUAGACGAUGUAUCAGAAGUCGAUGUUAAUGGCUUCAGCGAUAAGGACUGUGAAGUCGAUAUUGUAUCUGAUGUUGAUGACGAUGAGGACUUUGAAGCUGACAAUGCCCCCUUUGAGUAUAAAUUCAGUCUGUUUGAGUCUCCACACUUCUGGCUGACACUCACGGGAGUACUCAAGUCCAAAGAACGUAUAGGCCUUACAUCUUUCAGCGCAUUUGUCGAUAGUCAUGUCAUCCGUCCGGUAGUCGAUAGCCUUGAGCGAUCGGUCGUAGGUAUCAUCAGUCCAGCAAGACUGACGUUCAGGCGCAUACCGCCACCACAAAACUCUCCAAAAUUGCCAGAGCAGACCAUAUUGCAAUCGGACGCAGGUGCCGAGACUUCCGGAGCGGCAUUUCCACAGUAA
Molecule: messenger RNA, 864 nt
Organism: Colletotrichum truncatum
Lineage: Eukaryota; Fungi; Ascomycota; Sordariomycetes; Glomerellales; Glomerellaceae
Source: RefSeq, a predicted model, not a curated record